Onthophagus taurus is the source of this 2753-nucleotide messenger RNA. RefSeq names its product homeobox protein Nkx-2.2. Gene Ontology annotation, biological process: regulation of transcription by RNA polymerase II; cell differentiation. Gene Ontology annotation, molecular function: RNA polymerase II cis-regulatory region sequence-specific DNA binding; DNA-binding transcription factor activity, RNA polymerase II-specific. Gene Ontology annotation, cellular component: nucleus. The record is from RefSeq and is a predicted model, not a curated record. NCBI's taxonomy places the organism in Eukaryota, Metazoa, Arthropoda, Insecta, Coleoptera, Scarabaeidae.
AUAUAUCAUAAAAAUGUUGAUUUGCUUUCAAUCAAGAUAAGUAAAUAGUAAUGUGUGGCGCCAUCUAUGAUCAGUUAGAAACAUUAUAUAUUCUUUUUUUUUAAGUUGUCGUUUAAAUACCAGAUGUCGUUGUCAAAAAUUUUGAAUUAAUUUUGAUUUAAUAAUAGAUAUUAAAAAAUAUAAUUUUGAAUAUAAAAAGAGAAAUUGCGUUAAUGAGGUGGGUGUUGAACGUGGAUGAAGUUACACCCGAUAUUAAUCAAAGUUGACAGAACUAUGUCAAAUAUUUGCUUGAAUAUAGACGUUUUUAUCUAUUUAUCACACACGUACAUACACACACCGGCUAUAACGCCGCAUCAGUAGUAGAUAUCUUAAGUAAACCGAGCAGGUAUGUAAACAGAACACGUUGUGUAUGCGCCUCGAUCAUCAUUACGAACAACAUCAUUGCCAGCCAGCGAGUCAGCUUUCGGAGGAUUAACUUUAUAAACUGUUUCUCACUGGUUUAUUACCAAUAACGCGACGGCGUUAACUUUCACAUCGAUCACAAUAAAAUGCUAAUCAAAUCCGUUUAUAUUUAUUAUUACUUCCUCCUAUAAAACAGCUACUGAUAUUAUUCGAAGCUUAACUUUGGAUUAAUUCUCUUUUUUCAUUAAAAAAGAAUACAUAUUUUUAUAAUUUCCCGAUUAUAACAUAUGGCCCUUUAUUUGAUUUAGGUUUGUCUCGAAUAUAGGACAUAAUACAUACAUGUAAUUUCCAUUAGAGUGGAAUAGAUAUCUUAUAUGUAACCAAAUAAAUAAAUUAAAGGGGAUUUUUAUGUUAGUUUCGAUGUUAUAAAUAAUAUUUAAGAUCGGAGAACAAUACGAUUUGAUUUAGUAAAGAAUAGGGUUAAAUAAAUAAUAAGGCUACUUUCUUAGAUAAGAAAAACCAGUAUUGUUUAUGUUUAUGUUAAGAUUAUGAUAUCCUUGAAAAAAAAAUCAUUUACUUCUUCUUGUAUUCUUAUAAUAACCUAACUUGUUGAUCGUUUUCUAUCAAAUACCACCUGGGUGGGAAAACGCAACGUUAUCAGUUUACGAAGGGAAUGAUUCGAACACCGAGAAUUGAUAUCGUUAUUAUCAGCAAAAAAAACUCGAUCGAAUCUGUAUAGCAUAGAACAGAGUUGAAAUCGUGUCUGAUUUGAACGGGUUUUAGUUGCAUCUGUCCGAUGGACUGGUGAAGUGGUGUUUAGAAAAUUAACCCCCUCAUUAUUUUCCAACGAAUAUCACCAAUACAUCAAGAAUGGCCAACGGUUACGAGGAAUGUUACGAUAAUUCAUGGCACAUCAUCCCGCCGGACUACGUUAAUUUAGAAGACGAUUAUAGAUUUUCAUUAUUAGAUACCAUGAAAGCUACAACUGUCGGUCAAAGACAACCGGCCGGUUUUGCAAUAAGCGAUAUUCUCGAACUGAACGAUAGGACACCCGGAGGUUUAGAAAACGGAAGUGAUCAACCCUCAAAUUAUCCAGUACAUCAAGAUCUCAUUACGACCCAAACUAUGUUAACAUCACCACCAACAAGACAUUGGCCUUUAACAUCACCCGCAGAAAUAGGAAUAUUACCACAUCAUCACCAACAACUUAGUCCGGAUAGCACGAGUCCGUCGAUUUCGGAGAGAUCUCUGCCGGCGGAGACCUCUUCGAAUCACCAUCACCAUCAUCAUUUAGGAGAAAAUUCUGGGUUGCAAUCGCCCGAUGAAGAACAUGACGACGAUGAAGAAGUGGCGCAACAACAACAAUCCGGCGGCGGACAUAAAAAAAGGAAGCGGAGGGUGUUGUUCUCGAAAGCGCAAACUUACGAGUUGGAGAGGAGGUUUCGACAGCAACGGUAUCUAUCCGCACCGGAAAGAGAACAUUUGGCUUCGAUUAUUAGGUUAACGCCGACUCAAGUGAAGAUUUGGUUUCAAAAUCACAGAUAUAAAACUAAAAGGGCAAUGCAUGAAAAAGGUUUGCACGAUCAACAAAACAAUAAUACAACCCCAUCACCGAGAAGGGUGGCAGUUCCGGUUUUGGUACGAGAUGGAAAACCUUGCUUAGGCGGAAGUGGUCCAAAACCAAGCGACGGCACGCUACAAAUUCCCCAACACAUAAUGAUGCCUUCUUAUACCCAUCAAAUUAUGCAUGGUCAACCGAGAGUAUGGUGGUAGAGGUUUUAUUUAAACAAAUCUCUUUUUGUAACCGAAAAAAAUGUUUAAAAAAGUAAUUUUUUUUUUUAAGAUAAAAGUUAGUUUCAUAAUAAUUUUUGGGUAAACAAAAUAAUUUUUUUUCGGUUGCAAACAGAGAGGGAAAGUGAGAGACUAUGUAUUUUAUCGCCUGUGUAUAGUUUGUACAGAUAAAUUCGUCAAAUAAACAUGUUCUCUUUAUCGGGCCGAUCGUGGCGAUAAAAACGGUACGCACGAAACUAAAUUAAUUUUUUUUUUGAGAAGAUACGAUCGAGACAUUUACAAAAAAUAAAAAAAAAAGAUCUCCAUCUUCAAGAAUAACAUGAAGGUAGAGAUAGAAAUUCUUUAAAAUUAAUUUUUUUCGUACCUCAUUAUUAAAUGUGUAAAUAGAUUUUAAGAAGGCCAGUACCAAAAUUUUAAAAGAAAAUUUAAAAGUGUUUAAAAUACAAAAAAAAUCGAAGAAUUUAGUUUAUAAAGACGUGAACAUUCCUAUUUUGUAGAUAUGUUUUAGUAAAAUCGUGUGUGUAGAUAGCCGGGUUUUAAAAAAAUCUUUAAAAAAAUCA